AUGGAAUCCCCUUUUCGGAUCAGAGAGGAGGACAAGGCCGCCUUGAAUGACAGUGAAAAGUUUCAAGCGGUGAGGCUGCGCUUGCAAGAGAGUGCACGGUUAGAGUAUGCCCACCAUGAUGACCGCCAGAAGGCUAGACAGAAAACGAAAGAACCUGGCUCUCUAACGAAAGGUAGAUUCUGCACAUUGCACGGAAAUGAGAUCGUUUCAUCUGAGAAAAAGACAUUCCAGCUCCAUCGCGAUAUACUACACGCCCUCUUCACGCCAUUGUUGCAGUUUCUUCGGCAGGCGUCUUUGGUCGCUGCGCUUGCUGUACCGGACCAGCCACGUUCGGAUUUGGAGCUGGCUUUCCGUGGCGAUGCUCGCAGUGCGUACGCGUGGCUUCGAUGUAUAGUGACCGAAGAGCGCAAUUGGUGUCUGACAAAGGGUUGCCCCGCCUGCGUUGUGUUGCAUGUGUUUCAAUCCGAGCCACUCGUCCGUCUCAUCAUCAUUGCGUGUCGCUUUCCAGAAUAUAUGAGGUCUGCAGGGCUCGGCCGCUGCCAGCACCACGUCCCUUCGUUCCGGUUCUGGUUGACUGCCUUGAAAGACGCCGUGGAGAGAGAUCCGUUCUGGGACGACGGGUUCUGGCAAAGGGUCGAGUCCCGUGCGACCUCUCUGGAGUUGGGCAUCUAUCAGCUUACGGUGCAGUGCCUCCAAUUACGCGGUGUGGGGAGCAGGAAGUCGGUUGGCAUGUCCCGAAGCGACGUCAUGCCCAGGCCCCGGCCGCAGUCUGAUGGCGUUCAGCUAAAGCUCUCGGCCAUAGCGUUGAGGCAGGUGACGAUGAAAUGGGAGGAACAGGCUGAAUUGUCGAAGCUGACUGCAGGGGGUGCCCGGUCGCAGCCGAGCGGCCCAGGCACCUAGAUCGCAGAACCGCCUCUUUCCCGUCCAUAAUACGGGUUAAUACAUGAUACCAUCAAUGUUAAACGCUAGAGGCUAGAGGCUAUAUUGGACGAGGACCUUGUUGACCAUGACCUUUUCUUUUCUCUUUUUUUUUUUUUUUUUUGUGGUUUCACCUGUCACUUUGGUGAAGAGUCAUGGCUGCGAUUCCGACCUCGGUGCUUACUAUCUUCUGUCUUCUGUCACUCAGCUCAAGGAGGUUCAGGUUUGUCUCAAGUACGGAGCAGAUAUGUACAUGCUGCUCCUUCACAAGUCUCCUUCCGGUACCCGUCAAAAAAAAAAAAAAAAUAUGUCAGGAAAAUGUACUUUACAUACCUUGCGUAUUGAGAACCUCCAGUUCCGAUACUCUUA
Messenger RNA from Coccidioides immitis RS, 1287 nucleotides. RefSeq lists its product as uncharacterized. Bases 1 to 900 code for a protein of 299 amino acids. The record is from RefSeq and is a predicted model, not a curated record. NCBI's taxonomy places the organism in Eukaryota, Fungi, Ascomycota, Eurotiomycetes, Onygenales, Onygenaceae. The transcript has a single exon.